Molecule: messenger RNA, 736 nt
Organism: Brassica oleracea var. oleracea
Lineage: Eukaryota; Viridiplantae; Streptophyta; Magnoliopsida; Brassicales; Brassicaceae
Product: early nodulin-like protein 1
Exons: 2
Coding region: 49-573 (174 amino acids)
Cellular component (GO): plasma membrane
Molecular function (GO): electron transfer activity
Source: RefSeq, a predicted model, not a curated record
UUCAGACGUACACAUACUAACACUUUUGAGGUGUUAAAUUUGAAACAGAUGGCUUCUUCUUCUUCUCUUCUGGUCAUCAUUUUCUUUUGCAUCUCAUUCUUCUUCUUAUUGUCUGUAAAUGCAAAUGAGGUUACAGUCGGUGGAAAAUCAGGUGACUGGAAGAUCCCUCCUUCCUCUUCUUACUCAUUCAACGAAUGGGCUCAAAUGGCUCGCUUCAAAGUCGGUGACAUUCUCGUUUUCAGCUACGAAGCGGGUAAAGACUCGGUGCUUCAAGUGACAAGAGAGAGUUACGAGAAAUGCAACACCACGAGCCCGAAAGCUAGCUACAAUGAUGGGAACACCAAGGUGAAGCUUGAACAACCAGGUCCUGUCUACUUCAUCAGUGGAAAAGAGGGUCACUGUCAAAAGAGUCAGAAGCUACGCCUUGUCGUCGUCUCUCCUCGUAGCUCUGCUUUCUCUCCGGCUCCUUCUCCAUCUGACGGCCCCGCUGUUGCUCCUAGUAGUGGUGCUGCUAAGCUCACCGGCGUGUUCAGUGUUGUUGGCCUUCUUCUUGGAUUCUUGGCCUUGUUCUGAGAUAAGCUUAUUUAUUUUGUUGUAUUAAUGAAUUUUAUUCUAUUUAUUUAAUUUCGAACACGAAGGCAUGAACCUUUGUUCUCUUGCUAGUCUUGUUGUUACUAAUUUAGUAUUCACAAGAUUAAAUUAAUUUUAUUCAUAUAAUCAGAAUGGCUUUUGCACU